Molecule: messenger RNA, 2274 nt
Organism: Microcebus murinus (gray mouse lemur)
Lineage: Eukaryota; Metazoa; Chordata; Mammalia; Primates; Cheirogaleidae
Source: RefSeq, a predicted model, not a curated record
UGCGCUCUCAAAAGGGCCGAGUGCGGGGCUGCGGCGGGAUCCUGCUCCGGGAGGGCCUCGAGGUGCGCGCGGGUGGCGACAGCGACUGCGCGGGCCCCACCUGCCCGGGGACAGGGACCCCGCGGGCCUGUCCGAGCCAUGGAGGGCGCGGAGCUGGCCGGGAAGGUCCUCUCCACCUGGCUGACGCUGGUGCUCGGCCUCAUCCUGCUGCCGUCGGCGCUCGGCGUGUCGCUGGGCAUCUCGGAGGCGUACAUGAGGGUCCUGGUGAAGACUCUGGAGUGGGCCACAAUACGAAUUGAAAAAGGAGCCCCGAAGGAGUCGGUUCUUAAAAACUCAGCUUCUGUCGGUAUCAUCCAAAGAGAUGAGUCACCCAUGGAGCAGGGGCUCUCUGGCCUGCCAGGAAGGGACUUUGAGCUGUCUGACGUGUUUUAUUUCUCCAAGAAGGGACUGGAAGCCAUCGUGGAAGACGAAGUGACCCAGAGGUUCUCCUCAGAGGAGCUGGUGUCAUGGAAUCUCCUCACCAGGACCAACAUAAAUUUCCACUACGUCAGCCCAAGGCUCACCCUGGUGUGGGUGCUGGGCGUCAUAGUGCGCUAUUGCGUCCUCCUGCCCCUGAGGGUUACUUUGGCUUUCAUUGGGAUCAGUUUGCUGGUUAUAGGAACCACGCUGGUUGGGCAGCUGCCAGACAGCAGCCUCAAAACCAGGCUGAGCGAGCUGGUCCACCUGACCUGCUGCCGGAUCUGCGUGCGAGCCCUGUCUGGGACCAUCCGUUACCAUAACAAGCAGUACAGACCCCAGAAGGGAGGCAUUUGUGUCGCCAACCACACCUCCCCAAUAGACGUGUUAAUCUUGACAACAGACGGAUGCUACGCAAUGGUUGGCCAGGUUCACGGUGGGUUGAUGGGAAUUAUUCAGAGAGCUAUGGUCAAGGCUUGUCCACAUGUCUGGUGACGCUCAGAAAUGAAGGAUCGACACCUGGUUACUAAGAGACUAAAAGAACAUAUCGCGGAUAAGAAGAAAUUGCCCAUAUUAAUCUUUCCCGAAGGGACCUGUAUCAACAACACGUCCGUCAUGAUGUUUAAAAAGGGGAGCUUUGAAAUCGGAGGAACCAUACACCCGGUUGCAAUUAAGUAUAACCCCCAGUUUGGAGACGCCUUUUGGAACAGCAGCAAAUACAACAUGGUGAGCUACCUGCUCCGAAUGAUGACCAGCUGGGCCAUUGUGUGCGACGUGUGGUACAUGCCCCCCAUGACCAGAGAGGAAGAAGAAGAUGCCGUCCAGUUUGCUAAUAGGGUUAAGUCUGCCAUUGCUAGACAAGGAGGAUUGACUGAGCUUCCCUGGGACGGAGGGCUGAAGAGAGCCAAGGUGAAGGACACCUUCAAGGAGGAGCAGCAGAAGAAUUACAGCAAGAUGAUCGCGGGCAACGGGGCCCUCAACUCUUUUAAGUCGGACUGACGCCCCCCUGCAGUUGAACUUGGCUUUCCGGAGCUAGCUAGCCCUUGGGAAUGGAAUGGUUUUUAUUUUUUAUUUUAUUUUAUUUUUUUUUUUGGGGGGGGAAGAUUGUUUUAUUUUAUUGUUUUGUUUUUACCGUUAAUCUUUUCUACAGAGUGAUUGUCUCUACCUCUUUAAUGCCAGAGGCAGAGCCGCCAGGUGCGCUUUGUCGUUUUGUGGUUGUCGUUGUUUGUUGUGGUUAAUGUCAGCCCCGUGAAUGACCUGCAAGGUGGUUUCCUCAGUUAAAAACAGGGAACCGCCUCUUGUGAAAUGAUCCUGUUGGUGUUGAUGGAAUGAAAUGUUUGCACAGGAAAAAAAAAAAUGCUUCUAACGUAUAUGUUUGGAACUUGUCGAUGUGGUAAUUUUCAAAAAAAAGAGAAAAAAAAAAUUACCCCAAACUCUUCUUUCCCUACUUAGCUUCCCCACGUCCUUCCAUCCGUGCAAGGGUGGGAUGCCACAUCAGCGCGAGUGAGCGCUGUGGUCAUGUUCUGCCACCAAGGUUGGAGAGAAAAGUGGAGGAUCGCCUUCAGGAGAAAGGACAGUCUUGUGGCUACUUGAUCCGAAAGUCUUCGUUAUUUUUUACUACUGCAUUGAAAGACAAAUGCUUUCUGGUAAGCUUCACCAAAGAAGAGUGAGCCGAAGUUCAUGCAUGUGUGUGCAUUUACAUGCAGGUAACAUGCAAGCAUGUUUUUAACCAACUGGGCCAGGCGGAGUGGCUCACGCCUGUCAUCCCAGCACUCUGGGAGGCCGAGACGGGAGGAUCGCUCGAGGUCAAGAGUUCGA